Molecule: messenger RNA, 675 nt
Organism: Pipra filicauda (Wire-tailed manakin)
Lineage: Eukaryota; Metazoa; Chordata; Aves; Passeriformes; Pipridae
Gene: TLDC2
Product: TBC/LysM-associated domain containing 2
Exons: 6
Coding region: 1-675 (224 amino acids)
Biological process (GO): response to oxidative stress
Cellular component (GO): nucleus
Source: RefSeq, a predicted model, not a curated record
AUGAGGGGGCUCCAAGUCCGCUACCACCUCCUGCCCGACCAGGACGAGGAGCUGCCCCUGGGAUGUGAGGAGCCACCUGUGGGAUGUGAGGAGCCAGCCAGAGAGGGGCAGCUGGGCUGGGAGGGAGCCCCAGCAGCGGCCCCAGCCCUGGAGGAGCCAUGCAGGCUGGUGCUGAGCACACCGAGCAACAUCCUGCAGGACAGGGAGAUCCAUGAGCUGGGCCCCCACCUGCCCUCCCGGCUGACACAGCAGCCCUGGCGCCUGCAGUAUUCCACCAGGCGGGAUGGCUUCAGCCUGAGGACGCUGUACCGGCGCGGGGGCCAGCCGGGGUCCCCGGCCCUGCUGCUCAUCAGGGACACGGAGGCACAGGCCUUCGGUGCCUUCUCCUCCAGCGCCAUUCGCUGCAGCAGUGGCUUCUACGGGUCAGGGGAGACCUUCCUCUUCUCCUUCUCCCCGGAGCUGAAGGUGUUCAGGUGGACAGGCAGGAACGACUUCUUCGUGAAAGGGGAUGUGGACCUGCUGAUGGUCGGUGGGGGCAGCGGCAGGUUUGGGCUGUGGCUGGACGGGGACCUGCACCGCGGGGGCAGCUGCCGCUGUGAGACCUUCCACAACGAGACCCUCUCGUCCCGGGAGGAGUUCUGCGUCCAGGACCUGGAACUGUGGGGUCUGGCCUGA